AUGAUUUUGGUGUCCAUGUCAUCACUUGACCAACAGGAUAAUCUGCUGAAGACAUGUUGUGUCAAGAUGAAGAUUGAUACCAGCCUGAUUAUGCCCCAGCUUCCAGAGGCCCUGUCCCAGGCAGUCCAGUUCACUGUGGCCACUGGAGACUUUGAUGAUAUCAUGGCCAUGAGCCAGGACAUCUACGGAGGCCUGGACUACCUGCCCACCAGGUACACCAGCUGGCUGCAGGAGACCAACCGCACCGUCAUUCUGGCCCGGAAACAGGGGGAAAAGUUAAUCGCUCUGGAGUCGGUGUGUGUGAUUGACGAUGGGGAGACUAUGCUGGUUGAAGGUCUUCGUGUUGCACCUCAGGAAAGGGGAAAGGGUGUGGCAGGAGUUCUGCUGCGCUUUUGCUCUGAGCUUGUCAAAUGCAAGUACCCAGACGUCAAGGUAACCCGCCUGACCCGCGAUGAUCAGCUUGGACCAAAGGAUUUCCAGAAGUAUCGCAUCAUUACAAAACAGGGUAUUCUUCUGGUCCGCUUCAACGCUGAAGACGUCAAGCUCCGUCUGUCUGAGCUCGGUGUAGGUGGAGACAUCCAGUCACCUUUGUCCUCCUCUGAUGCUCCUCCAGUGUACCUGGACCAAACAGCGAUCAAACAUCUGUAUCUGACCACCGACCUGAUGCAGGGGGUCCUUCCCAAUGCCACCAUAAUUCAAGACUGGCAGCCGUUCAAGGUUCUGCCCAGCAACAUGGCCAUCUUACUGAAGAAGGACAUCGACUGGGUGGUGGAUGAUGUGUCCAAUCCAACCGUGGCCAGCCUGUGUACCUUCCCUUUCAGGGUGCCCAUCGGAGAUGACUGGUAUUACCUGAACAUUGACAUGUUCGAAGACCUGGCUCUGGUCCGGGAGCAGUUCUUGUGCCACCUGCAGCGCCACACUGCCACCCUGAAGGGUAACGUGAUGUGCCAGAUGUUCCUGGACCCGCCUCUCUGGAAGCCCAUGGCCGACUUCUGCAACAACAUCCUGAGGGUGGAGCUGGUGAAGGAGUACACCGAGCAGUGCGUGGUGGAGUCGGAUGUCGUCUAGUAACAGAAGGUGGAUGGAAGCAAGUACGAGAUGAAGGAUCCAGAAUGAAGACGAGGGUCUCUACAACCAGGAAUGGACACAACUCAUUACACUCAACAGAAAAACAUGACCCUCUGUAUGAGGAGGU
Molecule: messenger RNA, 1195 nt
Organism: Notolabrus celidotus (New Zealand spotty)
Lineage: Eukaryota; Metazoa; Chordata; Actinopteri; Labriformes; Labridae
Product: histidine N-acetyltransferase-like
Molecular function (GO): acyltransferase activity, transferring groups other than amino-acyl groups
Source: RefSeq, a predicted model, not a curated record